Messenger RNA from Ruditapes philippinarum (Manila clam), 1518 nucleotides. RefSeq lists its product as uncharacterized. Bases 1 to 1518 code for a protein of 505 amino acids. The record is from RefSeq and is a predicted model, not a curated record. NCBI's taxonomy places the organism in Eukaryota, Metazoa, Mollusca, Bivalvia, Venerida, Veneridae. The transcript has a single exon.
AUGGAGGAAGAAGAUUCCGACGAUAGUGGAGUGCUAUCCUUACCUGACGAGCCAGCAACAUAUGUUCGAGUUGAAAAUUACGUGAAGGACUUACCUGACAAUACAAUUAGUGAAAAUCUUUAUGAUAAUAUACCAUCAAGACAAAUUUAUUCUCAAAACGUUUAUGGUUUACCUAAACCGGAGUUAAUUAAAUUUAGUGGGAAUCCUGCUGAUUAUUGUAAAUUCAUCAGCAAUUUUGAAACCAAUAUCGAGCCUAGGGUUAGUGACAAUAGAUUAAAAUUAAAUUAUUUAAUUCAAUUGUGUCAGGGUGAAGCACAAUAUUGUAUCGAAGAUUGUGUAAUUUUGUCUCCGGACGAAGGCUAUUUAAGGGCUAAAGAAAUCCUUAAAUCUAGGUACGGUAAACCACAUUUAGUGGCCCGGUCCCAUGUAGAUAGUUUAGUAAAUGGCAGUGCCAUAAAAAAUAAUGACGUAAAGGGUCUAAUGAACCUGUCACUCCAUAUGGAGAAAUGUCAUAUGACCUUGACACAGCUAGGUUUUAUGUCCGAUGUGAAUAAUACGGAAAACCUACGCAAAAUAGUUAGGAGACUUCCACUUCACAUUCGGUCCCAGUGGGUCGAACGUGCAAGUAGCCUGAUAGAGCAGGGGCUCGAACCAAAUUUUAACCAUCUUCUAACCUUUGUGAGGGAACGGUCAAUUGUAGCCAAUACAAUGUAUGGUUAUGACCUUGCGAAUGAGUCAAAACAAACAGUGAAUUCGCAAAGAAAUUCCCACAUAAACCCUCCUCAGCGUAAUAAAGUAGUUACACUGUCCACUGGCUCUGAUAAGAGAAAUUUAGGUAAAUCUCCCUUAAAGAAAUCCGCUAGGGGACGAUUAUCAUGUAUUUAUUGUAAAAAGGCCCAUAAAUUAAGGGCAUGCGCAGAGUUUCGCUCCAUUGAUAUUGAUUCAAAGCUGAGAGUUAUCAGAGAGCAUGAAAUGUGCGAAAACUGUUUGUAUUUCAAACAUGUUGCCGAAAAUUGUAGGCAAAAUAGUUUUUGUGAGGUUUCAGGUUCUACCGGGAAACAUAAUACAAUGUUUCACCGAGAUUCUAGUAAAAUCGACAAAUUUACAAAUGUUGAGGAUAAAUAUGUUGCGGCUUCCGAAUCGAGGUGUAAACAAAACAAGGUAAGUUUACGCAUAGUUCCUGUCGUCGUCGGAACGAAAACUAUGCAAGUAGAAACGUACGCUCUCCUUGAUGAAGGGAGCGAUGUAACGCUUUGUAGCGAAAGCCUUGUAAAAAGGCUUGGGGUUAAAAGUAAACCAUGUAAGUUCACGUUAACUACAGUGAACAAGUCUGGUCAUAAUAUAAAUGGCAAGGAAGUUAAACUACAGGUAAGUGCAUUAAAUGACGGUCAGGUCAUUGACCUUCAAAAGGUAUGGUCUGUAAAAACCCUGCCUAUAUCCUUGCAGUCGUUGCCAGACCAGUCUGUGACAGGUAAGUGGAAACACCUUAAUGGUACAAUUUACCGAAGAUUGAUGUAA